CCUCAGGGUCCCUGCUGUAGACGGGGCGGGGGCAGAGUACGAUGGGUGGGGCGUGGUGGGUCGUAGGGCGCUCGAGAUGGAGCCCCCAGCUUUCUUGAUGGAUCGCGGGGCGCGAGUGCCCUAGACAAGGCGGAGCUGGGACCGGCAAUCGGGCGUUGAUCCUUGUCACCUGUCGCAGACCCUUAUCCCUCCCGUGGGAGCCCCCUUUGGACACUCUAUGACCCUGGACCCUCGGGGGACCUGAACUUGAUGCGAUGGGAGGCUGUGCAGGCUCGCGGCGGCGCUUUUCGGAUUCCGAGGGUGAGUAUUCCCGCCCACCCUCAUGGAACGACCACCUCUGGCUCGCAGCCCACCUGAGGGGAAUGAGAGCUGACUCGGCCCCAGGAGGACACGCAUGGAGCGGUCGUGCACCUGAGAGUAGGUGGGGGUCAUGCCCUCUUCUCGCUCUCCCAGGGGAGGAGACCGUCCCGGAGCCCCGGCUCCCUCUGUUGGACCAUCAUCAGGGCGCGCAUUGGAAGAACGCGGUGGGCUUCUGGCUGCUGGGCCUUUGCAACAACUUCUCUUAUGUGGUGAUGCUGAGUGCCGCCCACGACAUCCUUAGCCACAAGAGGACAUCGGGAAACCAGAGCCAUGUGGACCCAGGCCCAACGCCGAUGCCCCACAACAGCUCAUCACGAUUUGACUGCAACUCUGUCUCUACGGCUGCUGUGCUCCUGGCGGACAUCCUCCCCACACUCGUCAUCAAAUUGUUGGCUCCUCUUGGCCUUCACCUGCUGCCCUACAGCCCCCGGGUUCUCAUCAGUGGGAUUUGUGCUGCUGGAAGCUUCAUCCUGGUUGCCUUUUCUCAUUCUGUGGGGACCAGCCUGUGUGGUGUGGUCUUCGCUAGCAUCUCAUCAGGCCUUGGGGAGGUCACCUUCCUCUCCCUCACUGCCUUCUACCCCAGGGCCGUGAUCUCCUGGUGGUCCUCAGGGACUGGGGGAGCUGGGCUGCUGGGGGCCCUGUCCUACCUGGGCCUCACCCAGGCUGGCCUCUCCCCUCAGCAGACCCUGCUGUCCAUGCUGGGUAUCCCUGCCCUGCUGCUGGCCAGCUAUUUCUUGUUGCUCACAUCUCCUGAGGCCCAGGACCCUGGAGGGGAAGAAGAGGCAGAGAGCGCAGCCCGGCAGCCCCUCAUAAGAACUGAGGCCCCGGAGUCGAAGCCAGGCUCCAGCUCCAGCCUCUCCCUUCGGGAAAGGUGGACAGUGUUCAAGGGUCUGCUGUGGUACAUUGUUCCCUUGGUCGUAGUUUACUUUGCCGAGUAUUUCAUUAACCAGGGACUUUUUGAACUCCUCUUUUUCCGGAACACUUCCCUGAGUCAUGCUCAGCAAUACCGCUGGUACCAGAUGCUGUACCAGGCUGGCGUCUUUGCCUCCCGCUCUUCUCUCCGCUGCUGUCGCAUCCGUUUCACCUGGGCCCUGGCCCUGCUGCAGAUGGAGUCUCGCUCUGUUGCCCAGGCUGGAAUGUAGCGGUGCAAUCUUGGCUCACUGCAACCCCUGCCUCCCAGAUUCAAGCGAUUCUCAAGCCUCAGCCUUCCGAGUAGCUGGGAUUACAGGUGCGCGCCACCACGCCCAGCAAAUUUUUUGUUUUGUUUUGUUUUGUUUUUUAGAGACAGAGUUUCGCUCUUGUAGCUCAGGCUAGAGUACAAUGGCGUGAUCUUGGCUCACUGCAACCUCCGCCUCCCAGGUUCAGGCGAUUCUUCUGCCUCAGCCUCCUGCGUAGCUGGGAUUACAGGCACGUGCCACCACACCUGGCUAAUUUUUGUAUUUUUUAGUAGAGAUGGGGUUUCGCCAUGUUGGCCAGGCUGGUCUUGAACUCCUGACCUCAGGUGAUCCACCCGCCUUGGCCUUCCAAAGUGCUGGGAUUACAGGUGUGAGCCACCACACCUGGCUAGAGGUGUGUCCUUUUUAAUGCUCAGCUUUAAGUCCACCUCAGAUUUAAUGAAUUAGGACCUCUAGGGUAAGCCCUGCUUGGGGCAUUUGUACCUAGAUCCCCAGGCGAUUCUUACAUAUACGAAAAGUAUGAACCGCCAGGAGGAGGCCUACACACUGCACAAGAGGCAAUGUGGUGUGGUCAGGGCUGGGAGGAUGGCACCUCCUUGAGAGACUGGGGCACAGAGGUGGGACCUACACCCUGGGGUGGGGAUCAAAGAGGCUUCCUGGCCAGGUGCGGUGGCUCCUGCCUAUAAUCCCAGCACUUUGGGAGGCUGAGGCAGGGGGGCAGCGACUGCUUGAGACCAGGAGUUCGAGCCCAGCUGAAUAGGAUGCCCGGCUACUCCCACCUUGUUUUACCAUCGUGAACCAACAGUUUUUCAAACAGGGGCAAUUUUGCUGCCCAGGGGAUGUUUGGCAACGUCUGCAGGCAUGCUUUGGUUGUCACAACUGAGGGAUGCUAUGGGCAUCUAGCGGGCAGAGGCCAGGGAUCCUGCUAAAUGCGCUGCCAUAUACAGGACAGCCCUCACCAUGCAGAACAACCAGCACCAAAUGCCAAGAGUGCUGCAAUUGAGAAAUCCUGGUUUCGAUGGUCCCACUUCCUUUAAGAAGCCUCCGUUUUUUUUUUUUUUUUUUUUUUUAUGAGACAGGAUCUUGCUCUGUCACCCAGGCUGGAGUGCAGUGGCACAAUCAUAGCUUACUGCAGCCUCCACCUCCUGGGUUCAAGCAAUCCUCCUGUCUCAGACUCCCGAGUAGCUGGGACUGCAGGUGCGUACCACCAUGCUCAACUAAUUUUUAAAUUUUUUGUAGAGACGGAGUUUUGUUAUGUUGCCCAGGCUGGUCUCGAACUCCUGGCCUCAAGUGAUCAUCCCACCUUGGUCUCCCAAUGUGCUGGUAUUACCUGCAUGAGCCACUGCACCAGGCUGAGGUUGAGAAUUUUUUUUUUUCUUUUUUUUGGGAUGGAGUCUCUCUCUGUUUCCCAGGCUGGAGUGCAGUGCUGUGAUCUUGGCUCACUGCAGCCUCUGCCUCCCAGGUUCAAGUGAUUCUCCUGCCUCAGCCUUCCAAGUAGCUGGGACUACAGGACCACUACACCCAGAUAAUUUUUGUAUUUUUAGUUGAGAUGGGGUUUUACCAUGUUUAGUAGAGACCAGGCCAGGCUGGUCUCGAAAUCCUGACCUCAGGUGAUCCACCCACCUCAGCCUCCCAAUGUGCUGGAAUUACAGGCAUGAGCCACCACACCCAGCCUAUUAUGAAUACUUUUAAAAGGCAAUCAGGCUGGGUGUGGUGGCUCGUGCCUUUAAUCCCAGCACUUUGGGAAGCAAAGGCAGGCGGACCACUUGAGGUCAGGAGUUCAAGGCCAGCCUGGCCAACAUGGUGAGAUCUCAUCUCUACUAAAAGUACAAAAAUUAGGUGUGGUGGCAGGCACCUGUGAUCGCAGCUACUCAGGAGGCUGAGGCAGAAGUAUCGCUUGAACCUAGGAGGUGGAGUUUGCAGUGAGCCAAGAUUAUGUCCAGCCUAGGCUACAGAGCAAGACUCUGUCUCAAAAACCAAACAAAAAAAGAGAAUGAGACAGAGCCAUAUGCACUGAUACCGAAUGAGCUGCAAGAUAUAUGAAUAAUGAAAUAAGAUGCAGGAAACAAUGGUAGAGACAGGUAUGUUCCAGGUAGACGCACACACACACACACACAUACCCUGAUCUAUAUAAUUCAUAUAUAUAUAUUGAAUAUAUAUAUAUACACACACAUAUAUGUAUACAUACACACAUACAAUACAUCUAUCUAUAUCCUUUCUGUCUCUAUCUAGUCAUUUCUUGGUAUCCUCAGGGGAUUAGUUCUAGGAUUCCUGGGAGAUACCAAAACCUGUACAUACUCAAGUCCCGCAGUUGCCCCUGUGGAACCUGUGGUUACAAAAUGUGGGCCCUUGGUAUACAUGGGUUUCAAAUCCAGUGAAUACUGUUAUUUUUGAUUGACAUUUCG
Pan troglodytes (chimpanzee) is the source of this 3940-nucleotide messenger RNA. Its product is annotated as battenin. Gene Ontology annotation, biological process: lysosomal lumen acidification; lysosome organization. The transcript is spliced from 13 exons. Bases 255 to 1502 code for a protein of 415 amino acids. Gene Ontology annotation, cellular component: membrane; lysosome. Lineage: Eukaryota; Metazoa; Chordata; Mammalia; Primates; Hominidae. The record is from RefSeq and is a predicted model, not a curated record.